CACAGCAAGAGCAAGCCCUAGCUCCUUCCCAACCCAAAAAUCCAGCUUCCUGGACGGAACCACCGUCGCCGUCCGUCUGUGUCGGAGUCUCCGCGGCCUCUUCCUUCUCCUUCUCCGCGGCUUCUCCCCCUUCUAGCUCGGCACGUCGUCCAUUCCCAGGUGAAAUCGCUGCUCGAGGCCUCCAGCUGGUGCCCCGUGGUGUCGCCGUCGUCUGGCCGUCGUGUCUUCGUCGUCUCGCCGUCGUCUUCCUGCUGUCAGUGGAAGAAACAUGCCUGCCCAGAAGGUUGAAACGGGUCAUCAAGACACAGUCCAUGAUGUUGCAAUGGAUUACUACGGUAAGAGGCUCGCUACAGCCUCAUCUGAUCACACAAUUAAGAUAAUUGGGGUUAGCAACUCGGCCUCUCAGCAUUUAGCAACUUUGGCCGGUCACCAGGGUCCUGUUUGGCAGGUGGUAUGGGCCCACCCAAAAUUUGGCUCUUUACUUGCUUCAUGUUCCUAUGAUGGGCGUGUCAUUAUUUGGAAGGAGGGUAACCCAAAUGAAUGGACUCAAGCUCAUGUCUUCGAUGACCACAAGUCAUCGGUAAAUUCGGUCGCAUGGGCACCUCAUGAGUUGGGUCUCUGUUUAGCUUGUGGUUCAUCUGAUGGUAAUAUAUCUGUUUUUACAGCAAGAGCAGAUGGUGGAUGGGACACCUCGAGGAUUGACCAAGCCCAUCCAGUUGGUGUAACUUCUGUGUCAUGGGCACCGUCAACGGCACCAGGUGCACUUGUUGGUGCCGGGUUGCUUGAUCCUGUACAGAAGCUGUGUUCUGGUGGUUGUGAUAAUACUGUGAAGGUAUGGAAGCUCAACAACGGACUUUGGAAGAUGGACUGCUUCCCGGCUCUUCAGAUGCAUACAGAUUGGGUUCGAGAUGUUGCUUGGGCACCUAAUUUGGGACUUCCUAAAUCUACUAUUGCGAGUGCAUCCCAGGAUGGAAAAGUGAUUAUGUGGACUGUGGGCAAGGAGGGAGAUCAGUGGGAAGGCAAGAUCUUGUCCGAUUUUAAGACACCGGUUUGGAGGGUUUCAUGGUCGUUGACUGGAAAUAUUUUGGCUGUGGCUGAUGGUAAUAACAAUGUGACAUUAUGGAAAGAAGCAGUAGAUGGGGAAUGGCAACAGGUGACAACGGUAGAGCCUUAAAAUUAUCAAUUUAGAAUUUUGGAGACUUUUUCAUUUUGGAAUAUAAUUGACAUCUUGUUCCUUUGCAUAUUAUACAGUUAAGUAAUUGUGCUUGAUAAUCCCUUCCUUGAAUUCCAUUGAUAAUUUGUGCUUGCAAGAAUGAAGUUGAUUAGUGUGAGCUUUUCUCCUUUUGAGUUAGAAGGAUAUGAUUCAGGUAUAUAAUGAGACAUUUCAUAAGAAUUUUGGAUAUUUGUCCUGGCAGUUGUGUAAAUUAUGACUGUUGUGUUAAAUUUUAGACGUGCAUUUGUAAGCAUUACUACAUGUGCUAUGUUUUAUUUGCAAUUCAUAAAGUUAGCAGUGGCA
This is a messenger RNA of Arachis ipaensis, 1516 nucleotides long. NCBI's taxonomy places the organism in Eukaryota, Viridiplantae, Streptophyta, Magnoliopsida, Fabales, Fabaceae. The record is from RefSeq and is a predicted model, not a curated record.